AUGCUGCGUGUCCGAGUCCGCCAAUUCGGAGAUGCCUUCGUUGUGCCCUUUUCGGAACCCACAACUACGGGCAGCUCUAUAACCCUAAUCAACCAUCGUACUCGCCUUGACUGGAUUUACAUUUGGUGCCUGGGCAGCUUCCCACACUAUGUGAAAAUUGUGCUCAAAGCGGAGCUGGGAAAACUGCCAGGUAUCCUCAUGUUCCCGGAGGGCACUAACCUCUGCCCGGAGAGCAUUGUUAGCAGUGAUUCCUACGCUAAGAAGACAGGACGCCCUUUGCUGCGCUAUACCCUGCACCCCCGUCUCACAGGUUUUCAGCAUUUUGUCAAGAACAUUGGUUCGCGUACGUGUUUUUUGAGCUUCUCUUAA
Messenger RNA from Dibothriocephalus latus, 369 nucleotides. The record is from the annotation of a GenBank genome assembly. Lineage: Eukaryota; Metazoa; Platyhelminthes; Cestoda; Diphyllobothriidea; Diphyllobothriidae.